AGUCAUACACGUGGUAUACGGUCCGAUAUACCAUGGCUUUUUAGCCAAUCAGUAUUCAGGGCUCACACCGCCUAGUUUAUAAUGUAGAAUUUAUCAUUUUCAUAGUCAUGGAACACUUUGUUUAAGAGCUAUUGAAGAUUGAACUCGUAUUAUAAAAAAAUUCAAAAGUGUGGAUUUUUCUCCAUCCACCCAUGAUUUAGAUAAAACUAUCUUCAUAGUCAUGGCAUGCUUGGCUCAAUAGCUAUUGAGGAGAGAAUCAAAUAUCCAACACAAAACACAUUUUACCAAGUGCAAAAUAUGUGUAUGUCCAUUACUUGCAAUCCACUCCAUAGUCAAUUUACAGUCAGGCAGCCGGUGUGCUAACUGAAAUAACACAUCUCAUUUGACAAGUGCUGGCAAGAUGAGAUGCAUUGAACAUGAAUGAGUCAUCAUUGCACAGUUCAGUGUUUGUUUUACUUUAUUGCUCUGCUUCUAGUCCCAAAUGUGAGCAUGCAUCCAGUUGGUCCACUCUGUGUGCCAGGUCUCUAUGGCAAUGAGGGGGUCCUGCCUGUGCGCCUGGUGGAGCCCCGUGUGGACGGCUCCAGGCCAGUGUUGGAGCAGAUACAUGCCCACCCCUCCCUGCUGUGGCUGGGGCCCUGGCUGGGUCUGGACCUGGACGCCCAGCAGGCAAUGGAGCUGCUCUGCCUGGUGGGGGCUCUCUUAGCCCUGGGAGCAGCCCUACUGGAGCCCCUCCGAGACAGCCUGGUGUUCUUCUGCCUCUGGGCCCUCUACUUCUCCCUCUGUCAGGUGGGUCAAGACUUUCUGCGUUUUCAGUGGGACAGCCUGCUGUUAGAGGCGGGCUUCCUGACCGUGCUCAUCGCGCCGCUCAACCUCCUGCGGUGCUCGACGUUCCGCCAGCAUGACGGCGUGACCUUCUGGCUGGCGCGCUGGCUCCUGUUCCGUCUCACCUUUGGCUCCGGGGUCGCCAAGCUGGCCAGCCACUGCCCCAGCUGGUGGGGGCUCACUGCGGUGAACCACAUGUUUGAGGCCCAGGGCAUCCCCCUGCCAUUGUCCUGGUUCAUCCAGCAGCUGCCAGACUGGUACCUGAAGCUGGGGACUGUCGGUCUGUUGGUGACAGAGAUCGCUGUGCCCCCCCUCUACUUCGCCCCCAUCCGCCACCUCAGACUGGCAGCCUUCUACAUUCAGGCAACAUACCAGGUGAAGUUGAUGCUCUUGGGGAACUAUGGCUUCCUCCCCUUCCUCUCCCUGGCUCUGACUUUCUCCCUGUUGGACGACGACCAUAUCAGCUACUGGCUGGGCCACAGCAAGAAGAAGAGAACCAAGACCUGGCCCCAAACCAUAAUGUCAUUGCUGGUUGUACUGGCUGUAUUUGCUGUCAUCAUCUAUGGAACUAAAGUGCUCUUCACACUGGAGAUCGACUGGGAGGCCAAUACUAUAACCUCCAAAACCGCCUUCACCCAGCAGCAGUUUGGCAAUUGGUUGAAGCUUGUGACAGGACCCACUAUCUGGGUAGGAGUUCUCUCUCUCACCUGGGAGGUGGUGGCAGCCAUGCUUGGGUGUGUGUGUGUUAGAGGGUGCCUCUGGAAGCUCUGGGGCCUCGUCCAAUGGGCUGUCUUUGCCUCAGCUGCAGUCGCCGUGUUUGCUAUCAGUGUGGUGCCCUACUCGUCCAUGGAACAGGUGUACAGCAGUAAGAUCCUACCGGAGGUGAGACAAGCCUACAAGCUAGUGGAGCGCUACAGACUGGUCAGUGCCUACAGCCUGGACAGCAGGAUGACAGGGGUGGACGGGAGGUCAGAGGUCAUCCUAGAGGGCAGCAUGGACAAGAACACCUGGACGGAGAUAGAGUUCAUGUACAAGCCGGGGAACGUGGGCGUGGCCCCUCCAGUGGUGGCCCCCCACCAGCCACGGUUAGACUGGCAGAUGAGCCAGGCAGCCCAGGGACUGGCCAAACAGAGCCCCUGGUUCACAAGCCUAGUGCACUGCCUACUGCAGGGCAAUAAGGAUGUGGUGAGACUGAUCCAGACAGACUCAGCCCAAUACCCAUUCAGCCAGGCCCCCCCGGUCUACCUCCGAGCCAGCCUCUACCGGUACUGGUUCACCCAGACCACACAGGACGGGUCUGAUCCUAAUGAGUGGUGGAGGAGAGACUAUGCAGAGGAGUUCUAUCCUGCAGUGCAGCUGGGUGGCCCUACUCUGGAGGCCAGGCUCAGCCAGCACGGACUCAAGGAGAAGUUCCCGAUCCAGCCCAGUCCUGACUCUCCUCUGGCCCAGGUUCUGAGGCAGGUGCGGGGCCACGUUCAAACUCUACCCGGCCACCUGGUGCUCUGGUCCCUCCUGGCCACUGUCGCCACCAUCUGGCUCCUCAGAACCCUGCUCUCUGGGGUCCUGGGGGGCCGAAAGGCUAAACCCACCCCAGCCGAACCCAAGGCCAAGAAGGCUAAGGACCAGCCAGCAGAGAAGAGUGCCUCGGCCUCCAGUCUCAAAGCAGAGAGGGAGAACUCUGAGGAGAGUAGACGGGAUGCUGACAAGAGCCCUAAGAAGAGGAAGUGAUGUGGGACUGCUGCCAUGGGACUUCCUGUUACGUUCUUGUUGUUGCCCCUUGUCUCGGAAUGGCGGAGAGAAGGGGUGUUACCUACAUGUAAAUCUCAGGUGUUUCUACAGUAACUGCCAAUCCGACCAGCUCUGUGACUCGGAGACCACCACUGUGGCCUUGUAUUCAGUCAGUUCUCAUCUGUCUCACACACACACACACACACACACACACACACACACACACGCAUAUACUGUACAUACACAAGCAAAAACGUCUAUUUUCUCUGUGCCUCCUUCCGUCACCAUAUUCUCAGGUCCGCCUAUGGAUGAGUCUUCAGACAUGCCAACGGGUGAGUCCCUGACAUUACAGUACAGUGGUGCUUUGCCAUGUUCUUCAGGGAACACUUUAUCUGAAUUCUGGGAAUGCAUUCAUACAUUUUAACGGUUGUUGUCCACCAGUUGUUUAAUCUUUAAUAUGAUAUUCAGGGUCCACAGUCAUGCUAGGCUGAGUGCAGUUAUUGUACCUCAGUGAACCCUUUUCAUGGACCACUGAGAUCAGUUUUACUGUAUCAGACAGACUUUUGUCAUGUGAAGUUGUCAAGUGGUUCCAUGUAAUGAUAUCAAUACCUAGGUCCUCUAUCCUGACCAUGAGAAACUGUAUAGCUACAUCGUCAAGAAUACUGUAUUCUGAAAGCUUUGUCCUGCUAAACCCUUUGCCUUAGAAAUCUGUGGAUUGCUGUUCUAACUUCAAAAGCCUUUGUCGCAUUCUUUUUAACAGCUUAAAUGCAUAACUACUCCUAAGAAAUCUUUACAUUCCACAUCUGUGUAUAUUUGAGACGUAGUAUUACUUAAGCUUGGUGUAUUAGGUUAAAGCACUACUGCAAAAUUACUGGGCUCUAAGGAUAAAUUCCCAGCCCUAGGGCGCUCUUCAAUCUGUAUCGCUGAAUCAUUACAGAUUGCACGAUAAAAAUGGAAAUGUACUUUUUACUGGUCAGUGUUUUUAUUCUUGGCUGUAUGUUGAAACUGAACACUUAGAUUUGACAAAUAAACUACAGAUGAAAAAGACUGAAACAUUC
Messenger RNA from Salvelinus namaycush (lake trout), 3608 nucleotides. Its product is annotated as lipase maturation factor 2-like. Gene Ontology annotation, cellular component: endoplasmic reticulum membrane. The record is from RefSeq and is a predicted model, not a curated record. Gene Ontology annotation, biological process: protein maturation. The coding region runs from base 421 to 2550 and encodes 709 amino acids. NCBI's taxonomy places the organism in Eukaryota, Metazoa, Chordata, Actinopteri, Salmoniformes, Salmonidae. The transcript is spliced from 14 exons.